UUGUCCAGAAAUGACGCCAUCCGGUGUCACCGUUCUCAUGGUGGUCAUCUGCAGUUCGAGGAGUCGCACACGUAUGGCUUGACGGCAUUGCUAUGCAUCGUCAUGGCGACAGCUGUGCUGCAGCGGACGCCGUCGUUCGACAUUACUCCGGCGCUGACACUGGCGCGGAUCGCCGCCAUGAGUCCUUCUAACCUCAUCGACGAGAUCUUCUCCUGCAUCGGCCGUCCUACGGUCAGUCAUGCCAAGCUCUGA
Messenger RNA from Angiostrongylus costaricensis, 252 nucleotides. The record is from the annotation of a GenBank genome assembly. Lineage: Eukaryota; Metazoa; Nematoda; Chromadorea; Rhabditida; Metastrongylidae.